Molecule: messenger RNA, 981 nt
Organism: Candidozyma duobushaemuli
Lineage: Eukaryota; Fungi; Ascomycota; Pichiomycetes; Serinales; Metschnikowiaceae
Exons: 2
Coding region: 1-981 (326 amino acids)
Source: RefSeq, a predicted model, not a curated record
AUGACCCUUUUAUACCAGCCCAUCUCGAGAACCUUUGGGCAAAGAGAUGGAUGUCUUACUCCUAGCAAUCAGGACGAAACCAUGAAGUUCAAAAACGACAAGGCCACCCUCGGGUCCUCCAGAAACCACGAGAUCCUUUCACCUCCAGCCUCUCCUUACCAAAGACACGAAAACACAUACACAGUUUCCCCAGCCCCAGCCACAUCUACCCUGGGAUGCGUGCCUAGAGCGCUGAAGGUGUACAUGGAUAAUGAGAAGCCCUUCACUUUAGAAAACUACAAGAGCUACACGCUCACUGUGAGCCCCUGGACGCAGCUUGGCGGUAAUUACAAGGCGAGACAGAUGAACUUUUUGCGCCAAUACCAGGCUGUUUCCAAGGAGCAGCAGAACGUCCAGCUGUUGCGUUUGGCCGAAAAGAGAGCAGCUGCAGCCGUCUCCAACAAGAGAAAGAGACCCGAGCCCAAGAGAAGCAGCUCGGAGUCUGAGUCGGAAAACGACAAGGAGAAGGUCAGAACACGUAGAGUGGUGCGCGAGCACCUGGCGGCUCUUUCAGAGAUUGACAUGGACGCUUCGCGUCCUCCUUCUCCUUCGCCCAAGAGAAGAAAGGUGAAGAAGGAGACCUCUUACGCCAGCUCGCCAUUGGCUGCCCAGCAAGCUGCUCUCAUUGACGAGUCGAUCCCCGACUACUCUCCUGAUCCAGAGGAGACUUUGCCCAAGGGCAACAACCGUAGUCUCAAGAUUGAGUGGAAGGGCCAGCCUAUGGAUCUCAAGAAUGAUCCUCAGGCCGACAAGUUGCACCCUGCAGAGGUUGUGUUGGCGCUGACGUUGAGAUUGCCAGCAAACGUGUACCUCGAUUCCAAGAGACGCCUUUUCUUUGAGAAGAAGGCGUGUCGGAUCGACGUGAAUAAGGCCAGUCGGCUCUUUGCCGCGUUCGAGAAGGUUGGCUGGCUCGACGACAAGAACUUUGUGAAAUUCCUUUAG